ACACAAUGUGGGUCAGUGCUGUGUCGAACUGUUUGUCCUCAAACGCAGGCCCCUGGUUAGCUCAGUAGCUGGUCGGGUUUAAAGAAGUAUGUACUGUAUUGUACAUGUAUAAUAACAUUUAUUCCUGUUGCAGAUUUUCAGGUUGAUCACAUUUUUUAUGAUCAAGUUUGUUUCUUUUAGUCUUUGGUUACUAGUAGGAAUAAACUAGUGUCCUACCCGUUUCUCGACACCCACAGAAAUUUACGCUUUUCAUGAUCUUAUAAGCAAGCUUUUUUCUCUCUCUAGGUAGAUGUUUAUGACAGUAGAGUAGCUCAGUACAGUAGUUUGCAAAGUAUUUAUUUAUUUUAUAUUGUUUUAUUUAUUUUUCAUUCAUUUAGUAUUUUUUGUCCAUAGAAUUGCAUUGACUUAAUUUUGGAUGUUGCAGACUGAUCUACCUGGGAGAAGUGACAUAGAUGAGGCACAGGCCAGUGGAGGCAGCAGUAUCAAGGAGCAGGAGUCAGUCCAUGAGGAGAUGGUUAUGGCAUUUAGUAAACUUCACCUAGGGAAGUCGGAAAUGGAAGCUCUGAUAUCCACCUUGGAGAUCAGUAGGUUGGAGUUGGAAGCCAAAAGGCGGAAGAAGGCCAGCCUGAGUCAACGAUUAGCAACCCAAGUAAACGAGAGGAAGAAGGAAAUCGAGAGGCUAAUACAGAAGGCUAGGGAGGAAGGAAAGAGGAUCAUGGCCUUGCUAGAGUCUACACUGAGAGCUCUUUGUGAAAAUCAAGAAGAUUUAGAUAAAUUAAACAUGGAAGCAGUGAACAUAAGGGAUAAUGCACACAGAGUCACAGUUAGCUGCCAAUUAAGGUGUGACCUCCGUCGCCAGCUAGAAACUGUGACUCGUAAUGUCAAAGAACUAGAAAACAAGUCUGCCAAGGUCAAUGAAGAAGUAACAAAAGCCAAAGAGAAGAUAAAGACUGCCAUGGAGAGGAUGAAGACUGCCAAGUGUAUGUUGUGUGCAGAUGGGAAAUUACAGUUGAAGGAAGUUUUUGAUGGGUAUGUGGCCUUAGCGGCAAGUAUAACGGACUGCGUCAGCAUCAGUGACGAGUUUCUGAAGGUGAUUGUGCCGGAGAUUGAAGACCUUGAGUGGGAUACUCAACCCAGUGAUGGAUAUCCUGAGGGACCACAUGUUGUGCCUCUAGCACCUACACUUACAUCAGAGGUAGAACCUACACCAACAGUAUGCCAGGUCAUCACAUCAUUUCCCCAUGUUUUGGGAAUUAACGCAACUCGGCCAAGUACGGAUCGGAAACAUCCUACUCUGCUAAACGCUGGCCAGAGUGACCCUACGUCAACCUAUGGCCAGAGUGACCCUACACUAAUCAUUAACCAAAGAGAUCCAGCUCCACCAUCCAAUAGCCAAAGAGACACUGCUGUAUCACCAACCACUGGCCAGAGAGAAUCUUGUCCCAAAGUUGUUUGCCAAAAAGAUCCUUUUUCCACUGUCAAUAGCCAGAGACAUUCCUCAUCCACAGUGUUUGGCCAAGGAAAUCCUUUUACAGCCAUUGACCAGAGACAUUCUACUCAUCCUAUUGUUGGCCACACCUAUGCAAGUGAACCAAGGAUCUUUACGUCACCAACCUGGGAUAACCUAUCUCUUUCACUAGCUAAAUAUGCUGGUGAUGCCCUGGACACUGCUGAUUUUCAGCCACAUACAUGUAAACCAGUGGAUGAUGAUAUGUCUUAUGAAGAUAGUUUCACUUGCUGCCCUGACAAAGGGUUGAUAGAUACUGAGACAGUGAAUGAUGAAUGCCAAGUAACUGAUUCAUUUGACUUAAAUGCACACUUACUUGUCACUACCUCUCAAUCUGUUGUGCCAGAACUGUUACCAUUCACCUCUCUACCAGACACUACUGCAGAUAUAUCUGUUGUAUGUGAACGACCUUUUGUGACUACUGCAUCCAUUCCUUUGCUAAAACCAGAUAGUGUACCACCACUUGUACCAGACCAACAGGAUGAACCAACCAGUGCAGCGGUAUCCUCUUAUCCACAAGGAAAACCGUCCACCACAUCAGUGUCAUCUAUUUUAAAAGAACAUUCUGUUGUUACUGUCCCCUCUGCUGUACAGGAACAACCAGUCAUUACCACAAUGCCUUCUGUAAUGAUGGGAACACCAGUCACCACUCUACCAUCUGUUGUUCAGGAACAUGCUAUAAACACAACUCUUCCAUCUGUUUCACUUGAACAGCCAACAACCACAACUCUACCAUCUAUAUCACCCAAAAUAUCAGCUGCAGCCGUCGAAUCUCCUAUUCCAGUGGAAAAACAAUUCACUGAUGUGGAAUCAACUGUUACCAUAGCACAUUCUGCUUUAGGGAAAGAAAGGACCCACAAAACUGUACCAUUUGGACACGUUGGAGAUGAAGCAACUAGCACUGUACAGUCUUUACCCGAGAAACAAAAGGUGCUGACCAUGGUACCAGUUGAACAUAUAACACGUCUACCUAUGAAGACAACACUGUCUGGAGCUGAUGAACCUCCGGUCAUCACUACAGCACCUUCUAGACAUGUGGAACUCUUACCAGCCAUGAGUGUAAUGUCUGGAACAAAGAAACAACCAACCAUUACCAUGAUACCAACUAGACAAAUGGAACAAACAACCACCAUGACAACAACUUCAAAGAUAAAGGAACAGCCUGAUAUUUCUGAACAAAUGGAACUGACAGCUUAUCUAAAUGGACAACCUAAGUUAAAGAAACAAUCAGUGGUCAGAUCACUAUCACAUGUCAUGAAAGAACAGCCAGGGUGUAUUAGUGUACCGAUUAUUGAACACCAACAUACUGCCUUAUUUGAAUUAGAUGGUUAUCCAAGUAGAAAUAGAAAGACCAUGGUUAAUGUCCAGACACUACUAGAGGACAGCGUGACAGCUGAGCCAACGGACCAAAGCUUCAUUCAGGAUACAACACUAAAUGACCCGCUAGCAAGAGAAACAGACCUGACUAUGAUCAAGGAAGGCAGCUGCACCAACAGAACAAAGCUAACAUCUACCCCAGUAAAACACAAUGAUAGAUCUUGGCAGCAAAAUGUUGAUCAGGUCAUGACCACAGCACAGGUUUCACAGACAACUUCCCCAGAUGACUCUGUAUUUGUUACACUUGAAUCUGAAGCAAUUGUUGCUGAAGGGGAUGCAAAUGUCACACAGGGAACUAAAGCAUAUGCUGAGGGUGAUGGGAAUCUGCCAAAAGAAUCACAAGGUUUCCCUAAAAGUGAAAAUGUUAGGAAAAAUGAAAGAAAGAGAAUUUCUGUGGCAAGCCGGCUUUCUUCUAACCUUUUCAAGUGUCAUCCAUUUGUUGAAUCCAGACCUCAUUCCUUGGGACCAGAAUUUUAUGACAAGAGUUCUGUUAUGUUAAAAUCUGUAUCAAACCUUUCUUGUGGUAGCACUCAAUCUCAGCCAAGUACCUGUAGCACACUUCCUCAGUGUGAACACAAAUAUCUUCCAAAAAUUGUGGAAAUGGAGGCUGAAGAAAUUGAGACAACAGAUUCUCUUGUUGUAAAAUUAAAUGAUAUCAAGUUUCCUCGUCAGGAAGUUCCCAGGACUGAGAUAAACUUACCUGAUUUCUACAACAAAUCCCAGGCAGAAGGAACCUCUUCAGCUCCUUAUGUUGAUUUGAAGGAUCCAGACUUGGCCACGGGAGCAUCAACAUUAAAGAGUCGUAGAGUCAAACUGGGUGACAGGAAGUCCCUCGGCGACAGUUAUCUGUUAUUUCCUUGUGCCCGCAACGCUCAAACCUAUCAUGGGGUCCCGAAGAAACCCCGGAGACCUUACCGUAUCUCACAUGGUAUGAACAAAUUGGUACGUAGUGAGAAAAUCCCAGAGGCACCAACUACAACUACUGAAGAGGUGAGGGUAACACAUCUCCAAUUAGAUAAUGCUGAGGUUCCAGUAUCAAAAAGUGAACAGGACCAAAAUGUAAGGAAGUGAUCAUUAGGAAAUAAUUAAGAAUCUGGACAUACAUAUAUAAGAACCCUAGUCCUGAUUACUCUUUAGUACUGUAUCACCUGAGAAGAAAGUCUACUCUAUAAAAGGGAAAGUUAACUAUAAAUCUUAUAUUUAAUUUGAUGAAAUGAGGGGAAGCUGAGUUGCUGGGAGAUGUUAAUGAGCUGUGUGUAUUGUAUCAUUGUGUUUAGGUGGAGUUUUCUGUUUUUUUUUUUUUUUGUAACGUUAAACCCAUUGAUUUGUGCACCAGGUUAUUAGACUUGCUAUCAAUGUGAUUCUCUAACCCUUAUUCCUUAUAGGUUGAUGCUUAUAUCUUGAGAAUAUACUUACCGGUAAUUUUUUUUUUACUUAUGAAUGAGCUUCUGGAAUCUGUACUUGGAAGAGGCAAAAGGAGUAAAUUUCUUCACACGGAAAUCUCCAGUGUUGUAUAGUAUUUUUGUAUGAGGAUAGUAUACAGUAUUCAUUUAUAUUUUAAAUUUCUUACGUGUCUAUUUUUUUUAUGGGCAAGAGAGUGUUACCAGGCAGUCUUAUUUAGACAUGGACACUCUUACUUGGCGAAUAUGUACAAAAGGAAAUCACUGUUCUCUUCCUGAUAGAACUUGUCAUUGGUUACCGGUUCAUUACAGGUGUCCAUUGAUUUACAAAAAAAGUUAUUUACGAAUGGCUUUUGGGAACUAUAUAAUAUCUUUGCUAUUAUUUCAAUCAGUAGAAAAAGUAUUUUAGUUAUAUUGUGACAUUGAAGCAUGUUUGAUGUCGUUUUUUAGGUUUCACAGCAUACAGUACUUCUUUGUGGACCCUGUGGCUGCUGGUCAGUGGGUCACAGUCUAAAUCACGAGGAUUGGGAACUGUUAGGCAUUAGCACGGGCAACUCUUUCUUACAAGUACUACGGGUAGGCUAAAAACAAAUCCAUUAUGAUGAUUUUUAUUUUAUUUUUUUUUUUUCCCAUAUCCAGCAAUAAGGGAUUUACCAAUUAUGGAAUGGAUAAAAUAUACACUUAGUAGUUACAGUACUUUAAAAUGUUGCCCCAGUAUAGUAAUGAAGUGUAUUUCAGUUGGGAAGAAGUGUUUACAAGGAUACAUCCCAUGAAGUGUGGAUAACAAUAUUGUAGUUUAUGGAAAUUUUUGCAAGUGAGAGUUCAGUAACACACCAUAGGCAGAGUAUUUUAGUUUGUAUUUUCAUUUACAUUUUUUGAGGGAUUUUUUUUUCUUUAGUUUUCAUUAAGCAAAAUCAAAAAUAUUUUAAUUUAAUUGGGUGGUGACUUUUCUUAAUUUGUUAUACAGGAAGUUUAUGAUCAUAAGUAUACUGUAAUAUAUUUUACUACCCAAAAUUAAGGAAAA
Molecule: messenger RNA, 5308 nt
Organism: Homarus americanus (American lobster)
Lineage: Eukaryota; Metazoa; Arthropoda; Malacostraca; Decapoda; Nephropidae
Exons: 3
Coding region: 416-3955 (1179 amino acids)
Source: RefSeq, a predicted model, not a curated record